CAAAAUGAUGAUAAAAACCACGUUUUUCAAUAUCUACUGUUUUUCUGACCAAAAUACUGGCGUUUUCUUGUCUGAAUACUGAAAUACUAACUGUAUAAAACGAAGGGGCGAUUCAGUGAUGUCCAUUAUGCAUCUGUCUCGUAUAAAAAUGUGGUUUCCGCAUUAUUAAAGAGAUAUUUUGUGUCAAAUUGUUUUGAGCAUGGACGGCGCUGUGGUAUUGCAAGCUUUAACAAAUGCCUGCAGUCAAGAUCCCAGUGUGCUCAAGACUGCUGAAGAACAGCUGAAAUCCUUGGAGACUCAGCCAGGAUUUUAUAAUGUUUUAUUGGUAUGAUGCAGUAAAAAUAUUUAAGAUUAACAGUGAUAUAUGUGUGAUAUAGUGUGAUAGUAUAUGGUAUGUACAAUAUCGAGAUUUCGUUGGCAUCACUCUCGAUUCAAUAGUAGUUGAGGGGUCUUGUAGAUGGAACUUAUUUUGUGCAAAUUUAUAUUCUAAUAAAUGUAUAUAAUUUUCCACUCAAUAUUUUCCGUCUGCAAGAAAAACUCUCCAAAUGUCGAACUACCUACAAUACUGCAGGCUAUUCUGGCCCGUGCAAUUUGGGUCAUUCCAGUAAACAUCCAUUCUUUCCUCACGAAGGAAAAUGGAAGUUAAAUUAACCCCCUACCCCAGAAACGACAUUUUCCCCCGUCCCCUUAGGAUGGCAGAAAUUUCCAGGGGCGGCACUAGAGGGCAGGUAUGGGGCGUGGAACACCCCCUCCCGGUCGUCAGGUAGUUGGUAAAUUAUUAUAUCCGACUCGGCCAAUUGUUUUCCCAGUCAACAAAACAUUAAGGGAAUUGAAAGAGAGACUGCGAUAUUAUGUCUGGAAAAAAAUGUUUACCCCCAAACAAAAAUUCAGUAUUCGAUCAAAGCUCAUCAAAUGUAAAUGAGGUAUUUCCAAUCGAAAACAAUUUAAAGGUAGUAUAUAUUCAUCUAGCAGCUAUAUUUCGAUUUCUAGUCCUUAUACAGAAAUCAUGAAGUGAAUCCAAAUGUGAGAUGGUUAGCAGUGGUCUGUCUCAAAAAUGGCGUGGAUAAAUAUUGGAGAAAAUCUGCUCCCAAGUAAGAGCUUGUUAUAGAAGUACAUCUUAACUAGACACAUGGGCAGAUAAUUCUGAAUGACCUAUAAACAUCUGGUUCCAAAUAUCACAAUUCACAAGCAUCAUUUAGAAGCAAGUGCAAUUAUUAUAGCAUUAGCAUGCAAUCAAUAUAGCAAGCAAUAUGACUGAUUCUGUACAAUGCACGCCAAGGACAAAUAAAAAUAAUAGUUGGUUUCAUGUUUUCGACUAGACUUGUUCCAAGUCUCUCUUUCAUUGUCAUAUAGUAUCGAUCCACUAUAGUGUACAUAUUACAUGAUGUAGCACGGAGAGGCGGAGCGAGAAAGAGAGACUUGUCAACUUCGGAAAAUCUCGGUUCAAAACUGAACCGAAACCCCCCGCACCCCCCCCCCUAGCUACGCCCCUGGGAAAAUGCACCACCUUUGAGCCAAAGUGGUGCAUUUUUCCGCAUGUAAUACUAAAAUACUCAAAAUUUGCUAAUUUCACAGGGCUACCGUAUAUAUUUUCGUAUUUUACAACAUUUUGCAACCAAACUUUGCAAUUUCACUAAUUUUAGCAUGCUCUUUUGAGCUAUAUUAUUAUAAAUAUGGUAGAUAAACAAUUAGUCGAUAGCUAGAAUCAUCCAAUGGAUAAGACUCGCUACCAAUCCCUGUUGUCGACUCGAUAGCUCAAUGACAAAGGGUGCAGCGGCAUUCUACAAACUCGAAAAUGUGACUUUGAAUCCUGCUUUUCCUUAUUCUAUCUGGAGCAUUAUAAGACUUUUUGACAAUUUUUGAAAAGAAUGCCCAUUUUGCUGAAGCUUUUGUACAUAGUAUUAUACGUGCAUAGUUGGGGUAUUUUCUGCGUAAUCUUUUUUUGUUCCGUUAAUAUCGGAGCCUGAAAAAAACUGCUCUGAUACAAAAAAGUGCACCAAACUAGCCUACAAUUACAUCUCAAAUUACCCUGAUUGUGCUUAUGCUGUAUCAACACUAAAUGUUCAAUACUACUUAGUGCAUUAUCCGAUGAAGAAAAGAUAGAGAUAAAAGGACAAUUGUUGUUAUCAUUUAAUGAACCAGUUUCACAGG
Messenger RNA from Paramuricea clavata, 2151 nucleotides. Lineage: Eukaryota; Metazoa; Cnidaria; Anthozoa; Malacalcyonacea; Plexauridae. The record is from the annotation of a GenBank genome assembly.